AUGACCGCACUUGUGCACCAUAACGCCCUGAACAGCACACAGGACCCAGCCGCGCUAACCGCACUACUUACUACGUACUUACAGCGCAGUCUUGCCGUGUUAACAUGUCCUAACACCGAGGAUGUGUUGUUGAGAUUUUCCACGUCGCAGAAGCCUUUCCAAUCACGGCUUUUAUUUGUGCAGACUUCGCAGGUCGACAAAUUCCUCGGAUUAUUUGAUGUGAUAGGUUUUAACAAAUUUUCGGUUAUUAUCACUAAGGCUACGGACGUAAAGCAGAAAAUAAGUAGAAAUGCAGACAAUGAGAAUAAUGCAAGGGAGAUGGACAAUAAACAAGGGAACAGAAUAGGGUUACCAGUGUGCAACGACGCGGGCCCCGCCGUCAAGAAGCAGCGGAAGGCGCGGACGGCUUUCACGGACCACCAGCUGCAGACGCUGGAGAAGAGCUUCGAGCGGCAGAAGUACCUGAGCGUGCAGGACCGCAUGGAGCUGGCGGCCAAGCUCAACCUCACCGACACGCAGGUCAAGACGUGGUACCAGAACAGAAGGACGAAGUGGAAGCGCCAGACGGCCGUCGGCCUCGAGCUGCUGGCCGAGGCGGGCAACUACGCCGCCCUCCAGAGGCUGUACGGGCCCGCGUACGGGUGGCCGUACCCGCCCCAGCCGUCCUCCGCCGCCGCCGCCGCCGCUGCCGCCGCCGCGCUCAGCCCCGCCGCCGCCUCCGUGGACCUGUACUACCGCCAGGCCGGCGCCGCCGCCCUCCAGAAGCCCUUGGCCUACCGCCUGUACCCGCCCGGCCUGCCCAUCCUGCCGCCCGUGCCCGCCGCGGACCCCCUCCGCGACGCCCUCAGACCCGAGGCGCUCAGACCGGAGGCCAUCAGACCCGAGCUGCUGAGACAGGAGGCGCUCAGACUCGACCGGCCGGAGCUGCUCAAGUCCGAGGGCGGCAAGUUCGACGCCGGGCGCCUCCUGCCGGCGGACGUGCGCGGGCUGUCCCCGUCGGCGGCCAGAGACCCCGACGACGAAGGAGUGUCCCUGGGGGAGGCGGGGCGGGUCGGCCUCCUGCGCCCCUCGGUGACCCCCUCGCCCCCCCACUGCCCCUCCCCCACAGACCUCCGCGUGAGGGUGUCCCCGGGCCCCCUCAGCGACCCCCACAAAGCCCCGCACUAAACCCCGGUUGUGUGCAGCGCGAGGAGGGAAGGGCGAACGCCUCUCACCAUAUGUAUAAAAAAGCGACUUUAUGUACCCAUAUGUACAAAGGUAGACCGUUACUAGAAUAGCCAAACACAACUCUCGUAGAAUAGCAGACGUUUUAUUUAUAUACAGCUGUAUUUAUAUUAUGAAUAUUCCAUGGACGUGUACAUAAUCCAGUAGCAUGUAUCAUUAAACGAAAAUAUCUCCAGAAAUGCCACUAAGGAGGAAAAAAAAAAAAAAAACAGGAACAAAGCAAAAACUGAUGUAAUAAAAACGAAGAGAACUUACCAAUAACUGAAGGGAAGACGAAGGGGGGCGGAACCCCUCCCCUCCACCCCCCUCCAGUCAACAGGAACAUUCCAAGAUCAUUCCAAGAACAUUCCAAGAUCAUUCCCACAAAAGGUACUCUAGUUUAAGGCUGGCACUCUCUAGUCAUUAACUGCAAAUGAUGUUGUUAGUUGAGAAUUGUGUUAUGACGUGCGUAUGUAAGUGUCAUCAGCAUUGUUAAAUAAAGUGGAAAA
Penaeus vannamei (Pacific white shrimp) is the source of this 1712-nucleotide messenger RNA. NCBI's taxonomy places the organism in Eukaryota, Metazoa, Arthropoda, Malacostraca, Decapoda, Penaeidae. The record is from RefSeq and is a predicted model, not a curated record.